Messenger RNA from Saccoglossus kowalevskii, 4217 nucleotides. RefSeq lists its product as uncharacterized. Gene Ontology annotation, biological process: 7-methylguanosine cap hypermethylation. Lineage: Eukaryota; Metazoa; Hemichordata; Enteropneusta; Harrimaniidae. Gene Ontology annotation, cellular component: nucleus. The record is from RefSeq and is a predicted model, not a curated record. Gene Ontology annotation, molecular function: RNA cap trimethylguanosine synthase activity.
GGAAUCCAGUUGUAUGGUUUGAUCGGACUCGGAGCUGUGUGACGAGUACUUCACCUUCCUGUUUACAUUCGCCAAUCCGCCAGUCGAUGUGAAAUCGUUUAUCUGCAGUACACACUGAGUUAUAUAUUUUUCUCCAAACUUGCAUGCCUUCAUAACAACAGUGGGAUUGUACGGCUGUCUCCCACUACUCCGCUGCGUGCUAGACAAACUCUUUGCCGGACGACAUAUGGUGAUGUGGAGUCUAGUAGCGACAGUCAAAGUAUACUGGGAUGGCUUGGACACAUCGCAACACGUACAUUGCUAUUGUACUAGGGCAUUUAUCAAUGAUAGGCAGUUCUGUGUAUGGGGCACUGAGGAAGGUGCGUGUAUGAAGGAAGACUUGGAAGGGAAGUUAUCGAUAUGCAGCCCUGAAGACUUAGUUGACUUGGAGAAAUAUCCAAGUAAUCAGGACGGAAAUAAACCAACCAAUGAAAAAGUGAACGACAGUUCUGAUUUAUCUGAUCAGGAAGUGGAUAUGAAGUCUGAAAAGACAGACCUGGGUGAAUCAGAUGAACUACUGAAUGAUAAAGAACAUUCAGCCAAUCAAUGUGGGUGUAUUAAUGAACAUCAGUUUAUCAACCCAAUCAUGCAAUCAGCCAAUGAAAAUCAGUGUACUAAUCAAACCAGUCAUUCAGCCAAUAAACAUCAGUGUACCAACUCCACAGUUCUAGUGAACACCAAUGAUUUAGCCUAUGGUUCUCCGGUGAAACCAUUCGAAGGUGAAUUUAUAGGGGAGGAAGAUUUGAUGUUAAAGAUGGGAUUACCAGUGACAUUCUUAAAUUCACCAAGAGAUCUUGAUGAGGAAUCAAGAACAAUGCACUUAAUAGAUAAAUUAGGGAAGUCUGAGAGAAAGAAGAAAAAAAGGAGAAAAAGAAGAAAUAAAAAAUCAAGAGAUCAGAGACUCGAUGAAGAAUAUGAGGCUGUCUAUGUUGAAUCUGGUACUACAAAUAUUAAUAACUGGGAGGAAUAUUGGGCUGAAAAUGGCGAGGUGCUUCUGUGGCAAACUUGGGUUGAGAGGUACCCAGAAUUUCAAGAGAGCACUGCCAGAGAGGAUGAUAAUGAAAAGCAUCUGUAUGUGUCUCCAGAUGAACUAAAAAAUGAUGAUCUAGAGAAACUUUCAAACUUUGAAGUAAAAUCUGGUGAAUUAAGGAACAGUGAUUUGAGAAAUGAGGACCAAAUAAACCUAGAAACUAGAAAUGUUGAAAAAACAAACUCUGAUAUCUUAAUAUCUGAUGAAAAUCUUCUGGUAGAAGAGAAAGAGAAGAACAGAGAUGUGGAAUUGUUACCAUGGAAACUCCAUCCAUGUGAAAAUGAGAAAUGGAAGACUAAAUGGGAAGAGCAUUUUUCAGAACAGUACUGGUAUUACCAUCAGUGGUAUGAUGAGUGGAUGAGAACUCAAGAAACUGACCAAUCAGGUUGUCCAGAUCAAGCAUGUGAUCAAAUGGGCCAAUCAAAAGAUGUGUUAGAAAGGUUGACAUUCGUUGAUGAAUCGAUUCAAGAUGAGGAAAGAUCAUGUGACCUACUGUAUGAUGUAAUUAACCAAUCAGAGGAGAGUUCAGAAAAUUGUGUCAUGUUUAACGAGAGUCAUGAACUCCAUAUAAAAAACUCUGAACAUGGAGCAGCGCAUCUGAAAGAAGGAACAUGUUUGCUGUCAUGUGACAUGUCAUGUGACAACCAAUCAAACAAACAAGAAACUACAGUGGAUACUGAGCAUGCUCAGAAUACAAAAAAAAAUCAAACACUUGAAUAUCUGCCGAAUAAUCAACUUGCCAGCCAAUCGGAUAGCCUGUAUUUAGACACUGCAGUGGACACUGAGCAUGCUCAGACCUCGCUGUCUGAAUGUAUCCAGUCAGAAGGUGUUUGCGAAAGCGAACCGUUAGAUACUCCUGGAUCUGUGCAGUAUGUUAGUCACAUGGAUGAUGAUAUUUGUGCAAAAUUGAAUGAUGAUAUGAAAAAUAUUGAUAUAGAAGAAAAGACGAAUGAUUUGAAAACUGAUGUGUGUUACAAUGAAAAAAACGGUGAGCCAUACGAUGGAAAUUCAAAGAAUGGAAAUGGUGAGGAGAGUCAAAUAACAGGCUCUACCCAGUCUCAGUCAAACGUUGGUAACACAAAUACAUCAGUCAGAAAUCUGCACCACUGUGAAAGGUCAUUGAAAGGUCACAGUGAUGAAGAUGACAGUGAUCCUCCAGAAGAUCUACCAAUCAAAUACAAACGCAGUCAUGAGCUGGACCCGGACGAACUGCAACGACAGAAAAAGAAAGUUUACAAAGUUCUUGGUUUUCAAGCAGACUCACAAGCAAAAAAUUAUUCCGGCCUGCCAAACGUGAAAUGUGUCAAUGCCAGAUAUAGGGACAAAACAGUCAAAAAGAAAUCUAAGAAAUUAAAAAAGAAACAAAAAGCAACGAAAUUAGGUAAUGAUGACAAAGACCUAAAUACCAGAGAAAGUGAUGCACUACAAAAUGUCAAAAAGUUCUUACUAUCUGCUGAUGACCAGAAUGAUAUUGAAGCUGAUACACUUGGAUCACACCAUAUUGUAGAAGGGGGUGUUGGUGUACUUGAAGAAGAGAUUUCUAGUGAUUCCUGCAAUAGUAGUGAUGAGACGAAUUUGAUUAAAAGCAUAAAGGGACAAUGUCAACAUGAAUAUUUGAACGAUUUUACUGAAAAUUUUGCUAUGGGAACUGGUCAGCAGAGUCCUAGAAAUAACGAUGAAAAAUCUAAUGAUAUCAUGGGAAUUGAAGAAAAAUUACUGAAUGAGACACCUAGUGAAGGGAGUAGACAUGUUGCCAAGAUACCAGAUGAGCUGAAGGAUGAUCUUGAUAUUCAGAAAUAUUGGGCUCAGAGGUAUCGUUUAUUCUCUAAAUUUGAUGACGGUAUAAAGAUGGACAGAGAGGGUUGGUAUUCAGUGACACCAGAGAAAAUAGCAGCACAUAUUGCAGAGAGAUGUCAGUGUGAUCUGAUAGUCGAUGCGUUCUGUGGAGUCGGUGGAAACGCUAUACAAUUUGCUCAUACGUGUGAACGAGUAAUUGCCAUCGAUAUUGAUCCUAUGAAGAUUGAGUGUGCCAGACAUAAUGCGGAGGUAUACAAAGUUGCUGACCGAAUUGAGUUUAUCACAGGGGACUAUAUGAAGCUGGCACCUUACAUCAAAGCUGAUGUUGUAUUCUUGAGCCCUCCAUGGGGCGGUCCGGACUACUUACAAGCAGAAGUUUUUGACAUUGACACCAUGAUGGACAUCAGUGGAUUUGAUAUUAUCAGAGAAACCAAGAAAGUCACAGACAAUAUUGCGUUAUUUAUGCCAAGAAAUGCUAAUUUUGACCAGCUGGCGUCGUUAGCCGGACCUGGUGGCAGAGUGGAAAUUGAACAAAAUCUACUGAAUAAGAAACUGAAAACUAUCACAGCGUAUUAUGGAGAACUGGUAAUGGGAUGGUAAUAGUAGAACAUAUCAAGUGCCAUUUGUUUUCUGUCAAAAUGGAGUAAAUUUGUUAAAAUUUUUUGUAAUUUUCACUGAAUUCAUACUUAAUUUUAAAUCAUACAGACAAAAUGAAACAAUGCUUCUAGUUUUUGAUCAAAAAAUUUGAAUUUUUUUGUCAGCAUUAUCUGUGUAAAAUAGCAGACUAUAAAUAGAACUAUUGUGUGGAUGGUGCCUAAAGAUGUCUUUGGCGAUCAGAGGGUUAGAGUUAGCUUGCAAAGUCAGGAUUUAUUGUCAAUUUAGCCUUUUUAGCGUGAUCACGAAAACUAGCGUGACCGCGAAAGAAAUUCCGACUGGACGCAUCUGCAGGCGACCCCCUGCGUUGAGGUAAAAACCGGAGCGGAAUCACUCAAGGUGACUAUGCUAAUUAAAAGUUGCUGACUAGCACCAUAGACCUACCAACAGCCAUGCUAGCACUGACAACGAAUCAAGUGCAGCUCCGAUGUUUGAAUCACAUUUCCACUGUAAUUUUUGAGAGUGAAAUAACUAAACCACAGCACCAUUACCACCAUAAUUCUAACCUACACUACAUGACAUUACAACAGUUCAUCCCGUGUCAGCUACAUUUUCAGCUCUAAACUACCGUACAAGAUACAACUAGCAGCAAAACAUUCACAUGUUUCAGUGACGAGUCCGCCAUUUGCAAUGUGACCCAACCUUUAAUAGGUCAUGUUUACUUUCACAUACCCAUUCCUAAAUAAUCAAUGACAAA